This is a messenger RNA of Carya illinoinensis, 645 nucleotides long. Its product is annotated as putative glycogen synthase kinase-3 homolog. Lineage: Eukaryota; Viridiplantae; Streptophyta; Magnoliopsida; Fagales; Juglandaceae. The transcript has 4 exons. Gene Ontology annotation, cellular component: cytoplasm. Gene Ontology annotation, biological process: signal transduction. Bases 1 to 645 code for a protein of 214 amino acids. Gene Ontology annotation, molecular function: protein serine/threonine kinase activity. The record is from RefSeq and is a predicted model, not a curated record.
AUGGCAUUUAGACAAGAGGCUACCCCAAUACCAAAAUCGGCCACUCUUAGAACCACAGACAUGCCGGCCAUAGGGAUUGAACCGUUGGAAAUCGGGCCAAGCGCGCUAGAGUGGGCCAUGGACAUCUUUCAGUACCUUAAUAUCAAUGAAGUGCCCGGCAACAAACAAAGGGUAAGGAAGGUCAAGUACCAAGCGGCAAAGGGCACCAUAGUCGACGAUUUGGCAUUUCUCGCAACAUCAUUUCAGACAAUAGGAGGCAAUUUGACUUCGACCACUACCGAGAUUGGUGCCGAGACUUGGGAAUUAGAUUUUGGUACUCUUCACCAGGAUAUCCCCAGUCCAAUGUUCAGAUUUUUUGGGAGCUGGCUUAUAUACACACGGGUAUUGGGGUUGACCAUAGCCUAUAGGGAUAUGAAGCCUCAAAAUCGUUUGAUUGAUCCUCUCACUCACCAGCUUAAGCCUUGCAAUUAUGGACGUGCAAGAAUGCUAGUGAAAGGGAAAGCUACCAGGUCAGACAUGUGUUCACAAUUCUACCGAGCUUCCGACCUUAAAAUUGGUGCCAUAGAAUAUACAACCUCACUUGAUAGGGCUCUUGCGCAGAUGAGUGCGGAGAUGAUGAAGGGAGCUGCUCUGUCUGAAGGUUAG